This is a messenger RNA of Diaporthe amygdali, 1251 nucleotides long. RefSeq names its product gtp cyclohydrolase-2. Gene Ontology annotation, molecular function: GTP cyclohydrolase II activity. The transcript has 2 exons. The coding region runs from base 1 to 1251 and encodes 416 amino acids. Gene Ontology annotation, biological process: riboflavin biosynthetic process. The record is from RefSeq and is a predicted model, not a curated record. NCBI's taxonomy places the organism in Eukaryota, Fungi, Ascomycota, Sordariomycetes, Diaporthales, Diaporthaceae.
AUGCCUGGCAUCGAGCCGCCCGAGAAGUCCGGCCUGGCGGGUCAAUGGCGGAACCGAGGCGACGACACCGCAACCACCAGGCUGCCCUCCUUCUACUCCCCAAGGACCACUCCCCGCGAUAGCGACAGUGACGUCGACACCGACGUCCCUGACGCUGCGCUCGAUGGCCAAGCGCCAGCAGCCCAGACACAACAGCCCCCAACCUCCAACCCAAAUCAAGACGAGGCCCGUAUAGCUGAGCCACCGCCAUCUCUCCUCAGCCCGUCAUUCACCCCUCCCUCAACACCAGGCACUGCCACGCCUCCUACGUCUGUUUCUUCCGUCACUGGCGCACCGGUCGGGAAGCCACCCACCACUCUGCGCCCAGCACGCGCCGUACCUGUCGAUUCUACCCUUCCCGACUCCACAUCCGGCUGCGGUACCAAGCGCCCGCGCCUCGUCGAGCGCUUGCCCCAGGUCGAGUGCAUCGUCCGGGCGCGCAUACCCACUGUCGCAGGCACAGAGAUGUUCCUGCACUUGUACUCAAACGAUGUCGACAAUAAGGAGCAUCUGGCCAUUGUGUUCGGGGAGAACAUACGGAGCAAGAGCUUGGACGCUCCCCGGCCGGGAGAGACGGAGAACGACCGGAUGGUGCGCGGGGCUUACGUUGGGAGGCUGUACCCUGGACGCACAAGCAGCGGUAUGCCACAAGGCCAGUCCGAAGAGAGCGAGGCACCCAAGUCACAAAGCGGCAGCGACAUUCCCCUUGUGCGCAUACACAGCGAGUGCUACACGGGCGAGACGGCAUGGUCGGCACGGUGCGACUGCGGCGAGCAGCUCGACGAGGCGGCCAGGCUGAUGUCGCUGCCUUCGAACAAAGCCGGCGGCAUCAUCAUAUAUCUGAGGCAGGAGGGGCGGGGUAUCGGUCUAGGGGAGAAGCUUAAGGCGUACAACCUGCAGGAUCUCGGGUCGGACACCGUCGAGGCGAACCUACUGCUGAGGCACCCCGCGGAUGCGAGAAGCUACGGUCUGGCUACUGCUAUGCUGGCAGACCUCGGCCAGAAAGACAUCAAACUGUUGACGAACAACCCGGACAAGAUCCGGGCGGUGGAGGGGCCAAACAGGGAGAUAGUGGUCAGAGAGAGAGUCGAGAUGGUACCAUUGAGCUGGAGGGGCCGGGGCGGCUUCAGGAGCAAGGAGGUGGAGGGAUAUCUGAAGACCAAGAUCGAGAAGAUGGGACACAUGCUCGAUAUGGACUCGGGGUCACAGUAA